GAGCCUCAGUUUUCCGGCCCGCCAAAUAAAAAAUAAGUCAGUACUCAGUUGCUACUGCUAAUAUUAUUACUCAAAAUUGUCUAGAAAUAUGCUCGGCUUUAGAUUAUUGUGUUCCUUGAAACAUCUGAAUGGGUUUAGAAUAGACAAUCGAGGUAUUGGGGCCUGCUACUCGAGCUUUGCUACCCAAAACACAGCGCAAUGUACAAGUCAAGCGCGUCAUUCCUCAGUAUCUUAUGGUCAACCAACAAAUGCGACUCACCCGCACUUAGUGAAACCAGGUGAAUUACUACCAGGCUUGAAACUCGAAGAAUUUCGUGAACGUAGAGAAAAGUUGGCAGCACGAAUAUUGGCAGACGAGUAUGUGACAAAGAACCCUGAAAAUUCACACAUUGUUAUAAUACCGUCAUCGAACAUAGUCUACAUGUCUGAUAAGAUCCCCUAUAUUUUUCGACAAAACACAGACUUCUUGUAUUUCACGGGAUGCCAAGAACCUGAAUCUAUUCUGGUCUUGUUCCUUCAUCGUCAGGACUGUUCCUCGCGUCUUUUUGUGAGAAGAAAAGACCAGUAUUCCGAACUGUGGGAUGGUCCAAGAACCGGAGUCGACGCUGUUGUUCAAAUGUUCGAUGUGGAUGAAGGAUUGCCUGUGGGAGAUUUUGAGAAAUAUCUCGUGUCAUAUUUGAUGGAAAAUAAGAAAAGUUCCAUCUGGUACGACAACACAAGCAUAUUACAACUGGAAUUGCAUAAAAAAUUAAUGAACGUCCUUCAACUAACGAACAGUCAAACUUUCGUAUCGCCCAAGCGAGCGUUUCAUGAAAUUCGUCUGAUUAAAUCCAAAGCAGAAAUUGAUUUGAUGCGGAAGAGCUGCGAAGUGGCAUCAGCUGCCAUAGCUAAAACUAUAGAAGUUUCUAAACCUGGUAUGAGCGAACAUCAAUUAUUCGCAACUGUUGAUUACGAGUGCCGAAUGAACGGAGCUGAAUUAUUGGGCUAUCCUCCGGUCGUUGCUGGUGGUGCUAACGCCAAUGUUAUACACUACAUUAAAAAUAAUCAAAUUGUUCAAAAUGGCGAAAUGAUCCUUAUGGAUGCUGGCUGUGAAUACCACGGAUACACAUCAGAUAUAACGAGAACUUGGCCCGUAAAUGGAACUUUCACUCCCCAACAACGCGUUCUCUACGAAAUUGUUUUGGACGUCCAAAAGACUCUGAUCCCGCAGCUCACAGAAUUCCCUAAUCUUGAUCAAGUGUUUCACGACAUGUGUGUACUUUUGGGACAACGACUCCAGGAAAUCGGGCUCAUACCGUCCAAUUUAAGUGGCGAAAAAUUACGUGCUGCCGCUUACACUUACUGCCCUCACCAUGUCAGUCAUUAUCUUGGUAUGGAUGUUCAUGACACCGGAAUGAUCUCGAGGGCAACAAGCAUCAAACCAGGAAUGGUUGUUACGAUGGAACCAGGCAUCUACGUGAGCCCGCGAAAUCAAAUGGCACCACCAGAAUUCCAUGGUUUAGGUAUCCGAAUCGAAGACGAUGUUUUAAUUCAAGAAAACGGACCAGUCGUACUGACCGCGAGUUGUCCAAAGGAGAUUUCCGACAUAGAGGAACUCGCAAAGAAAAAUCAAUCGUGAUAUGUCUUGUAAAUAAACUGUCGACAAACACAUUGGGCAAAUGACAUUUUAAUAAAAUGACAUUAUCAUCGUUUUAUGUAAAUAUUUGAAAUAAUAAAAAAAACUCUGUACAAAUGAGA
Molecule: messenger RNA, 1737 nt
Organism: Venturia canescens
Lineage: Eukaryota; Metazoa; Arthropoda; Insecta; Hymenoptera; Ichneumonidae
Product: xaa-Pro aminopeptidase 3-like
Exons: 4
Coding region: 89-1618 (509 amino acids)
Biological process (GO): proteolysis
Cellular component (GO): mitochondrion
Molecular function (GO): manganese ion binding; metalloaminopeptidase activity
Source: RefSeq, a predicted model, not a curated record